Molecule: messenger RNA, 1810 nt
Organism: Canariomyces notabilis
Lineage: Eukaryota; Fungi; Ascomycota; Sordariomycetes; Sordariales; Chaetomiaceae
Exons: 1
Coding region: 370-1398 (342 amino acids)
Biological process (GO): transcription by RNA polymerase II
Source: RefSeq, a predicted model, not a curated record
CAUUGAAACCCAACUUUUCCAAACCAAACCCAGUGAACUUGACAUUUGCACAAAAUGGACACCACUCUAGAGGUAUUAGACGUCAAAGAACGAGAUAUUGGUGAUGACCAGACGCCCAGCUUCCCAACACCGCCAGCGCCGACACCGUCGGUCAGCGGAUUCCCUCCGCACAAGAAACGAGUAUCAGCGUUUAAGCAGCAGCGACAGGCGAAAUCGCCAGCCGCUUCACCUGCUCCAGCUACCUCUGCAACCACAGCUUCACACGUAUUCGUCAAACCGCCAAACCAGAAUGGCCUUCGCUCACAGGCAACGGCAGACGCGGACGAGAGGCGGCGCAUCGACCAGGAGAAUCAGGCCGUGAUAGACUCAAUGUCGCCUGAGGAGAUAGCCGAGGCCCAGAAGGAGCUGUUCGCUGGUCUGGAUCCCAAGUUCAUCCAAAGGUUACUGAGCCGCGCGACACUCGACGAGCCGAGCGGACCGUCACCAUUUGACGCCGUUCCUGCAUCAACACCACCAUCAUCAUCAAGGUUAGAUGUCCCAGCAAAACCACCCCGCGCGACAGUCGAAGACGAGCCGGAGGAGCCCGAGACGGUCCCAGCUCCAGCGCCAAAGGGCAGCAGCAAACCCAGAAAAACAGUCACCUUUGACGAAGACGACCCCCCGCCGGUGCCUCCAGCCGACCUCUUUCCCGUGACAGAAUCCGGCGCCUCGCGCAAAGACGACAACACCACCAACACCAACCCCGACACAACCCUGCCGCCACCCAAAACCCACUUCCCCCGCCCGCCGACCGUACCCGACCUCGACCCAUCCGACCCUGACUUCCUCGAGACGAUGCACAAGAAAUUCUUCCCCACCCUACCCGCCGACCCGUCCAAGCUGGCCUGGAUGGCGCCCAUACCGUCGCAGGACUCGCCCGCGGACCGCGAGUCGCCGUACUACCCGGGGCAGGAAUCCUUACCCGUCUCGGCGCUGCGCUUCGACUUCCGCGGCGCCCUGAUCCCCCCGCGCCUGAGCCGCACCAUACCCGUGACCAAGGGCCUGCACCACCACGGCGAGGCGCCCGAGGCGGCCGGGUACACGAUCCCCGAACUAGCCCGCCUGGCGCGCUCGGCCGUGCCCGCGCAGCGCUGCGUCGCCUACCAGACGCUAGGGCGCAUUCUGUACCGCCUUGGCAGGGGGGACUGGGGCGGCGGCGCUGGCGGGCGCGGCGGCGACGAGGACGACCUGGCUUUUGCCCUCUGGCGCUGCGUCAGGGAGGGCAAGGUGCUCGAGAGCCUCGAGGAGGAGGCGACUCUGCCCGAGGGCAGGGGCCAUCUGAGUGCCAAGGCCUACGCGACUGAGGCGUUGUGGCUGUUUGAGAAGGGCGGGUGGAGGGAAAAGUGGCGGGGGUUGUGAUCUUGACGGAUCGUUUACUGGGACUAUGGUCUGGACUCUGGAAGGUGUAGGCAUACUCUGGGUUGGAAAACGUUGGAAAUCGCCCAUUCGUUCAUUCACAAGAUGACCGGGAAAUGCAGUGUAAUUCCAUCGUCCCGAUUACCGCGUUGGGAGGUAUGCCUGAUAUACGUACAUACCAAGAAUGAAGCGGACGAGGAAUCCAAGGCAAUCAAACAACCGACACCAACCGAGCGAGCAAGCAUUAUCCAUAAGGUCGAACGACCAGAUGACAUCUCAAACAUAGCGACAAUCAAGGACAUAUACUUCGUUGCACUUUCAUGACCCCGUCCGUCCUCCUUUCCCUCUCCUCCCUUUCUAUACUCCGCCGAACCCGAUCAUACCCAGUGAAUCCUCCCGGACCAAUCCCGACAAG